CACUGUUUUUUUAAGAGACAAAUCAUAGAAAAAUUUUGUUACAUUUGUUGAGUGAAUCGAUAAUUAGUAACAAAAUUAUAUUACAAUUAUUUUUUGUGAUAUUUUAUAAACAAUUUAUUGAAACAAUUAAUUUAAUUGAAUUCAAUCAAUGAUUGUCACAACAAAUGGCUGAUCGAAGAAAAACCAAACGAAAGGCUAAAGAUGCCGACGUCGACGUGGACUCAGAGAAGCCGUCGAAAGUGGAGUACGAGAUCGCAAAGUACAUGAGAUCAAAGUUACCGCCGAAGAAGACAACACUUUUGUCACACAAAGUCGACUACUUUAUUGCCUCAAAAUCAGUGGAUCUAUUAAUGGACUCGAAAUGGGCUAAGGAUGACAAACGACAAAAAGAAGCUUUAUUUACAUCCCGCGACUCUGUGGUGACAUUCAUGGAUCUAAUGCUGAGACACAAGUUUUUUCACAGAGCAAAGACUGUUGUCGUCAAGAAAGAGAAGAAGAAAAAAUUGGAUAACGAAGAGAGCAGUUGUAAUGAAGAACAGAUGAAGAGUGAGAAGAAAAAGUUUAAAAAAGAUUCAAAAGAGACUAAAGAAGAGAUUAAAGACAAAGAAGAUAAAGAGGGCGAUAAAGAAGUUAAGAAAAAAGAAAAGAAGAAAAUAAAGCUUGACAUGCAUUUUGAACAGUUAUUUGUCGAUGAAAAUGAGCCAUAUGUCUGGAUCUAUGACCCGAUCCCAUUGCGUACGUGGCUUUUCGGUGCAGGUCUUGUGUUUGCCGCCAUUGCUAUCUGUUUGUUCCCUCUUUGGCCGCGAACUGUUCGCAAUUAUGUCUAUUAUCUGAGUAUAGCGGCCGCCGCUCUUCUGUUUUUUAUUAUUGGUUUAGCCGUUCUUCGUUUAAUAAUAUUUACAAUUGUUUGGACCGUAACCUUCGGAAAGCAUCACUUCUGGCUAUUACCGAAUUUGACAGAAGAUGUAGGCUUUUGGGAAUCAUUUUGGCCGUUAUAUACACACGAAGAUAAAUCAGGCGAUAAUAAUGACGACAAUAAAGAUAAAAACAAUGGAAAUAAUGAUACCAAUGAUGGUAGCGAUGUACCACUGAUAGCCAAUGAAGACAAAACAGAUGACAAAGAGUCCGGUUCUGAAAGUGCUUCCACUGUCGAUAGUAUAACGAAAAGCAAUUCUUCCAAUGAAUUGAAUGCCACGAAUGGUGUCAAUGGCUUUGAAAUACUCGACACCAAUGAAUUGGAUGACAAGUGAUUUUAAUUUUAAAUCAAUUUCUAUUUAUUUUUUAAAUUUUAUGCUUUAUAUAUAAGUUUAUUUAUUAUUAAUUUUUU
Messenger RNA from Oppia nitens, 1327 nucleotides. It is a transcript of the gene Trp1, whose product is annotated as translocation protein SEC62-like. The record is from RefSeq and is a predicted model, not a curated record. The coding region runs from base 165 to 1250 and encodes 361 amino acids. NCBI's taxonomy places the organism in Eukaryota, Metazoa, Arthropoda, Arachnida, Sarcoptiformes, Oppiidae. Gene Ontology annotation, cellular component: endoplasmic reticulum; endoplasmic reticulum membrane. Gene Ontology annotation, biological process: post-translational protein targeting to membrane, translocation. The transcript has 5 exons.